Molecule: messenger RNA, 1563 nt
Organism: Morus notabilis
Lineage: Eukaryota; Viridiplantae; Streptophyta; Magnoliopsida; Rosales; Moraceae
Product: biotin--protein ligase 1, chloroplastic
Exons: 10
Coding region: 110-1132 (340 amino acids)
Biological process (GO): protein modification process
Cellular component (GO): cytoplasm
Molecular function (GO): biotin--[biotin carboxyl-carrier protein] ligase activity
Source: RefSeq, a predicted model, not a curated record
UACCUCCCUCAAUUUCUCCUUCAUUGGGAACUCCUUAAGACCUCUCUCCUAUCUAUCUCCACGCAGACCCAUUUUGUGCCGCACUACCAACUUAUCCUCCUCCGUUUUCAUGGCCGCCACAGCUUCGAAGCCUUCCGAUUCGCCUUGCACGCUGGUUCUGUGCGGAAAAUCCGCCGCCGAGAACGAGAUUGCCAAGUCGCUCAGGGACAACGCCGCUCUGAAGCUGGCGGAAAACGACGGCGUUUCGGUUCUUCUCCAAUCGGAAUUGGACAAACCGGUCGAGGAAGGCUCGUUCCGAGUCGAUUCGUUCGUGAAAUCUCUCUCCACAAAUCGCUUCGGCAGGUUCCUCCUCUGGUCUCCGCUGUUGCCUUCUACGCACGACGUCGUUUCUCUGAAUUUCGGACAGCUUCCGGUCGGUUCGGUCUGCGUUGCUGAUAUUCAAUACAAAGGGCGAGGGCGGUCAAAGAAUCUAUGGGAAUCCCCAAAGGGCUCCCUUUUGUUCUCUUUUACAUUGCAGAUGGAGGACGGAAAUGUUGUGCCUCUCGUGCAAUAUGUGGUCUCUCUUGCAGUCUCGGAGGCAAUAAAAGAGAUUUGUGAUAAAAAUGGUCUACCAUUCGUUGACGUUAGAAUAAAAUGGCCGAAUGAUCUCUACUUGAACAAUCUCAAAGUUGGAGGAGUUCUCUGCACUUCAACCUAUAGGUCAAAGAAGUUUGAUGUCAGUGUCGGUAUAGGUCUGAAUGUUGAUAAUGAAAAGCCGACGACAUGUUUGAAUGCAUUUCUUAAAGAAUUGUCAGAUGUGGAUUACAAGUUUGCAAGAGAAGAUAUUCUUGCGAUCUUCUUUAGCAAAUUUGAAAAGUUCUUUGAUAUUUUCAUAGAUCAAGGAUUUCAGGCUCUCGAGGAGCUAUACUAUAAAACAUGGCUACACAGUGGGCAGAGAGUUAUUGUGCAAGAAAAUAAUGAGGACAAAGUGGUAGAAAAUGUAGUCACAAUACAGGGUUUGACCUCCUCGGGAUACUUGCUAGCUGUUGGUGAUGACUGUCGGAUGUGUGAACUUCAUCCCGAUGGGAAUAGGAGAAAAAAGAAAGAUUCUUCCCUCCAAGAAGCCAACUAUCAUUGGGGUGUCUCACUGUAGGACAGUCCAACACCUAGACAACAGAAUGUCCUUCCCCUGUAGGGUACAUGUUCUCCUCUUUGAAUUUUAUUUUAGUAUUUGUAACUUUGUGGCAAAAAUAAAAUAAAAUAAGCACUUAUCUUUAUUUGCCUUCCCCACAUGCAAGGCCGGCCCUUAUAUAUUCAACAAAAUGUCAAAGUGACAAGCAUUGUUGUUAUGGCCGUGAACCUUUUAACUCAAGGUGGGGGUCCAUUGUGGCACAAAUUGUCUCUAUUUUAUGGCAAUGUGGGAAAAACGUUUUGCGAAUUGAGUCAAGUCAUCUUCAAGAAAAGCUGCAAAAGGCCAAUGUUUAAGAUAUUUCUUGUUAGGUUCCAGUUCUUUGGUUUCAUGGUUGAUUGGCUUUUGAGAUUUAUUUCCAAGUUUAGGGUCCGCCAAUGUGGCCAACACGUCAG